AUGUCCUCGCAGCAAGGAGACAUCCCAGCCCUGGAGUCUGGAACCUCCUCUUCUUUCUUCGGCUCCAUGUCGUCCCCAAUUUCACUGGUCCGACGAAAUACCAGCUACGACGACCUGAUUGAUGCCCCGAUGCACUCGCCUCCUCCGGACAUGAGCGUCAACAUCCUGUGGAAGGACCCUGUGAAGCCCAAGCACCGGUUUAGGGACGCUGCAGAACCGGGAAGUGAGGGAGAUGGGAAGACAGUGACUUUUGAGGCAGCAGCGUUGGCCAAGUCACAGGUGCCGGUUGUAAAGGCCAAGGCCACCACACUAAUGACGGCUUUGAUGACAGGGCAGAGUCAAGAGAAUCUGCACCGAUUUGAGCACCAAGCAGGCCUCACUGACACUGGGUACACUCCUCACAAGGGGCUUUCAGCAGAGGAGACCCACUUUCAUCGACUGCCUCGAGCUGGAUCGACACAAAAAGCCUAUGAUAAAAAGAAGUUGAAGAUGCCAAGUGGGGACUUUAAGGAGGACAGACUCACAACAUCAGCACAGUCGACUCCUGCAGGCACCCCCUCCGUCACCCCCUGUGUCACCCCCUCCGUCACCCCCUGUGUCACCCCCAGCGUCACUCCUCUCUCCUCACCUGCUCUCAGCCGACGAAACUGGUUCUCAUCGAACCCGGGCCCGUUCCUCACAGCUUCAGAGCUCGCCAGCCUUGCUCCCAGCACAGACAUGGGGAAUGAAGGUGGUGGAUCGGAUAAGUGGACCUUCUUUGGUUCUCGCCCCAUGGUCCAGAAGUCCCCUACUGACCCUGGCUCUGACACAGGCACAGGAUUCUCCCUGCAGUCCUACUUUGGCCUUCACAAGUCUUCCACCAUGGACUACUCAAGCACACAGGUCAAACUGAACGUGGAAGACCCCGCCAGCUUCAUGCCUCCUAAGAUCGAGAUCACUGGGAUUGAGGCCAAAUCAAUCCCUCCUCCUCGGCCGCACAAACUCAAACCUCGGGACAUGAAUGUGUUGACACCAUCGGGCUUCUGA
Molecule: messenger RNA, 1026 nt
Organism: Knipowitschia caucasica
Lineage: Eukaryota; Metazoa; Chordata; Actinopteri; Gobiiformes; Gobiidae
Source: the annotation of a GenBank genome assembly